This is a messenger RNA of Harpegnathos saltator (Jerdon's jumping ant), 2562 nucleotides long. RefSeq names its product Caseinolytic protease chaperone subunit (gene ClpX). The transcript has 6 exons. Lineage: Eukaryota; Metazoa; Arthropoda; Insecta; Hymenoptera; Formicidae. Gene Ontology annotation, molecular function: ATP-dependent protein folding chaperone; zinc ion binding; protein dimerization activity. Gene Ontology annotation, biological process: protein folding. The record is from RefSeq and is a predicted model, not a curated record. Gene Ontology annotation, cellular component: mitochondrial matrix. Bases 690 to 2459 code for a protein of 589 amino acids.
AAAUUUCUGGUGAGAGAUCUUAGACGUAUCUCUUGACGAGCCGCUGACAAUCAGCGCGAAUCGAUUGACGUAUCGCUGAUAUCGCGAAGCAGCAAGCGCGAAAAUGUUUCUACCUAUCUGCCUCUAUCUUUUUUUCUCUCUCUUUCUCUCUCCUUUCCACGCGGAGAACGAUAUCUGUUUGUUUCGUGUUAUCAUCUGAGCGCGUUCUUGCGCGAUUCGCGCCUCGGUACCAACGUCCCGCGAUGUCGGAAAUUUCGUCUGUCACGCAGGUCCUGUCGUCUUUCGCUGCUUGUCGUUGCUCGUCCGUGCUCCGCCGUUCGACGAGUUCCCCGCGAUUUCUCGCACUGGCCAGGACGAAUCGCGCGAUUUAACUCCCACGGGGUCGCGUCGUGCGGACGCGAAUAUUAAGCGGCUGCUCGUUCGCCCAAGGACGAGAAGAUAUACCGUGUCGUGACCGUAUCGGUCUUUUUAUUUUGACACGCAAUAAACACACCACCGUAUACAAUUUCGCAAACGCGGACGCAGCCAUUGCUUAUUGGUUUAGACAUACGCACGACUUGCGGCGGAAUGGUCAUGCGAAAAAAUACAUAUCUGAUUCCAGAUCCGAGUACGUGGAGCAUUUAAAGUCAAGGUAGUCAAGCAAUUCCGCAUUAUCUUGUACCAUCCCAGUCAUAGCAAUUUCACUAAUCAUGAGUUGCGUGCGUUGUUGCUUGAUUAGUGCGAGCCGCUUGGCAUCUUCUAAUCAUGUCGUCAAUAAUCAUGUACAUAAAAUUGUAAGAAUUGUGGCUACUAGAACCCUGACAAUUAGUGGCAGCUUAGCAAAAUCUCCAACCGAACCUACACCACCUUCCAAGGACACACAUACUACAUCUGGUGGAUCUUCUAGUGGCACUGGUGGUGGGAAAAAAAGUACACUCACAUGUCCCAAAUGUGGAGAUCCUUGUACACAUGUAGAAACAUUCGUAUCUUCUACAAGAUUUGUCAAGUGUGAGAAAUGCCAUCAUUUCUUCGUUGUGCUCUCAGACACCGAUUCAAAGAGAAGUUUGAAGGAACCACUAAGGUCAGAAGAUGGUAAACAAGGAGGAUACAGGAAACCACCUCCUCCUCCAAAAAAGAUAUUCGAAUAUUUGAACAAACAUGUUGUGGGUCAGGAAUAUGCUAAAAAAGUGUUAAGUGUUGCUGUUUAUAACCAUUAUAAACGAAUUUAUAACAAUUUGCCGAUACAGAACUUGGUACAAACUAGUACUCAUGCAGUUGGCACACAGGAAACCAAUCAUCCAUUUACUCACAGAGGUCUCAAACCACAUUUAUUACACAUUUCGGGCGUCGGGAAUCCAUUGGGAGUCGGAUAUCAACAUGUUAACAUGGGAAAUGAACAUAAGUCAUCGGGCAGUCAAUCUGUUCCUGGGUCGGAUAUUUUAGAUAGCAAGCAACAUCAAUUGAAGUUAGAAAAAAGUAACAUACUGUUGCUUGGUCCUACAGGCAGUGGAAAGACAUUAUUGGCACAGACAAUAGCACAAUGUUUAGAUGUACCAUUUGCCAUCUGUGAUUGUACCACUUUGACGCAAGCAGGCUACGUUGGUGAAGAUAUAGAAAGUGUUAUAGCUAAACUUCUCCAGGAUGCCAAUUAUGUAGUAGAUCGAGCUCAAAUGGGGAUCGUUUUUUUGGAUGAGGUCGACAAAAUAGGAGCUGUUCCUGGAAUUCAUCAGUUGCGAGAUGUCGGUGGAGAAGGAGUACAACAGGGAAUGCUCAAAAUGUUGGAAGGGACGAUUGUAAACGUACCGGAGAGAAAUAGCUCUAGGAAACUUCGCGGGGAAACGUUACAAGUUGAUACGACAAACAUUCUGUUUGUCGCAUCGGGAGCUUACAAUGGUUUAGACAGGCUUAUCUCACGACGUAAAACAGAAAAAUACCUCGGAUUCGGCGCGAAACCCACAGCUGAGAGUCCGGGCAGGCGAGCUGCAACCUUGGCCGAUGUUGCCAAUAUGUCACCCUCUACCGAGAGAGAUAAUAAGGAAAAGGACAUGUUAUUGCAACAAGUAGAAGCUAGAGAUCUCAUUGAUUUUGGCAUGAUACCAGAAUUUGUCGGUAGAUUUCCUGUGCUCGUGCCUUUUCAUACGCUUGAUAGAGACAUGCUAGUAAGAAUUCUUACUGAGCCAAAAAAUGCCAUUGUUCCACAAUUUCAAAUGCUGUUUUCGAUGGACAAGGUGGAGCUAACAUUCGACAUCAAUGCAUUGAACGCUAUUGCCUCUUUGGCAAUGGAGAGGAAAACAGGAGCACGUGGCCUGCGUGCGAUUAUGGAAUCGUUACUUUUGGAUCCUAUGUUCGAAGUACCGGGAAGUGAUGUGAUGUCAGUUCAUAUAACAGAACAAUGUGUAAAAGGUCAUGAAAAACCCCAAUAUGUGAGACGAGGUGAUAGCAAUGAGGAUGAACUACAAGCACAGCAUGUACAUAGUUAACAAAUAACUGAAGAAUAUAAUACUUUGGUAUAAUUAUUUCCUUAACAAUAGAUAGACCAUGUUUGAGAAAGAAAUUAAAUUAGAACAUUUGUAAACUGUUAUU